AAUCUUUGGCACUGUCAAUAGCAGACUCUUUUUCAACGAUUUGAAAAAAUUUUCCCGGCGAUUAAAAAUUGGGAAAGCAAGUUAAAACAUUAAGUUUAACACGUUCAAAACAAAAUCAACUUCAAAGGCAUUGUUUAAGGGGGUUGAGACAUUAACACAUUAUUACCAAUUAACUGAAGCUUUGGAACUAGCUCAAUCAUCGUAAAAGUUUAAUUAAAUCAUUUAGGAAUGAUCGAAGAGAAUGAUGUGAGGAUGGAAGAUGAAUUUUAUGAUGAUGACAUGGAGCAUGAUGUGAUUGAAACUGGAGAGAUCCUUUCACAACAAAAGUACAAAUCAAAUAGCAUUGUGGUUGGGCAAAAGUUCCCUAAUUACAUAAAAGAACAAAUGGCUGAAAGGACUAAACGGAGUAAAGAGAAAAAGAGAGAACUGAGAAAUGGUCCUAGCACAAAAAGAUCCAGAAUGAGAAAUUUACAGAAUCAGAUGGCGACUAUGGCCCGAGAAAACUGUAAUGUGUUGCAACCCCGCACCCUUCCGUCUUACCCCCGCAGCUCUGUUUCACCCCUCAGUCGCCAUUUAGUUGUCUUUCUGCGAAGAAUCAAGCCUGGCGAAAUUACUCUUGUUGAAUUUACCUGUCUUUUGUGUCUCGCUCGUAUUCGUGAGCUCGGUCGGUUCAUCAACGUCCUUACCACGAGAUUAGUUCACGGCGCCACCACUAGAGGCGCCGAAUCACCACCGUGUAUGAGCGAGCCGAUCGACGUUUUCGACGGGGAUUUUUUCUUCGGUUGGCUCUGGAGUCCUACAAUGGCUGCCCCCGCUGCUGCCAACACGAGGCCUUUCCGGCCUUACGGCACUGCCCCUCCAUUUGACAUGGAUGAUUACAAAGACUCGUUUGAGAUUUGGCACGCACAAUGGGACAUUUUCCUCGAGCUCUCCACCAUCAACACGGCCCUCGACGCAGCCGACCAGCCACGAUACAAGGCAAACGUCCUCAAGUCGUGCAUGUCGAAGUCUACUCUCACAGUGCUCCUUACUUCCGGUAUGUCGGCCACCGAUCUUCAAGAUCCCGACAAAAUCAUCACGGCGCUCCGGGAUAGAUGCAAUGCCGGCCGUAACUGCCAUGUGUGGCGCCAACAAUUCUCGUCCCGCUUCCAACGAGACAAAGAAGCUAUCGAUGACUGGCUAUGCGAUCUGCGCUCUAUCUCCAGCAAGUGCGAGUUUGGUGCCGACUGUUGUGCUGCUUGUGAACCCACCCGAAUUCUGGGUCAACUCGUAUUCGGCGUGCGCAGCGACGACGACAGGCGGAAGCUGUUAGAGCAAGGGCCCACUUUGAAAUUGGAUGAUGCCCUGAAGACGCUGCGCCUCACGGAAGCUACUCGCAAACAGUCAGCUAAUCUGAAAGGUAGUGACGCCAGUUCCAUCUCGCGGAUGUCUCAAUCCACGUACAAAAAGAACAAAAGCAGCAAUCAACAAAAGAAGGUUUCAUUCGAGUCGAAAACGGAUACACACUCGUCCGCUGCCAAGCGUGGUAGCGCAUUGAAGGUCAGUGGUUGUUUCAACUGUGGUAGCAAGGAACACCACAAGAGGGCGGAUUGUCCGGCAUCCGGGAAAGAGUGUCACGCUUGUGGCAAAAGAGGCCACUUUUCGUCAGUCUGCAGCAAAGAGAAGAACAAGAAGUCGGGCGAUGUACGCUCAAUCAGCGUUCACUCCACUACAGUCGGUGCAGUCACAGCAGCCGAACUCGUCGAUAUCUUCGUCGCUCCGAAAAGUUCUUCAGGAUCUACUGCCCAGGUGCGCUUCCUGCCGGACACAGGGGCUGAACUCGACGCCAUCCCGCGCGAAACGUUUCGCCGAGCCUUUCAAGGCGUCAAACUCGCACCAGCCGCCUCUCCAGAGACCGCCACAGGAUCGCCGAUCGUGAACGAUGGUACCUUCACUGCUACGCUCAACUGGAACGCAGACGAUGAUUCGAGACGGCCCAUCACGGCAACAGUUCACGUUCUACAAGAUCUUAAGCAGGCCGUGCUCUCCAAAUCGUCUCAAAAGAAACUGGGUAUGUUGCCUGAAUCAUACCCUCAUGCUCGUGUGAGCACGCUCGCCUUGUCGGCCAUCACAGACGUCGAAACGGACACCAGUCCAAGUUCAUCCCUGCUCUUCCCUCACCUCCUCUCGCGCCCACCAGCACCAAUGACGGUCGCGGCGCUCGAGCCAGGCGUCACAGGCGAACGAAAAGCAGCCGAUCUCCAGAACCUUAUGACCGGUUUCCGGGUCAUUUUCGACGGUGUUUGCCGCCCAAUGAAAGGCCCGCCUUGUCACUUCGAACUGAAGGCAGACGCUACACCGGUCUCGAUGCGCGGAUCACGCCCGGUUGCAGUCCCACUCAUGCAGAAGCUCAAAGACGAGCUCGAUUUCCAGGAAAAGCAAGGCAUCAUUCGGAAAGUGACUGAACCAACAGCUUGGGUUCACCCAAUGGUCGUAGUGCUCAAAAAGUGCGGCGGGAUCCGGAUCACCGUGGAUUUCCAUUUUCUAAAUGACAAAAUCAUCCGCCCACGCUUUGAGUCGCCCACCCCGUUCCAGGCCGUGCGCACCAUCCCGAAAGGUAUGCGGUUCUUUACCGUUGUCGACGCACUCAAGGGCUAUCAUCAAGUCCCGCUCGAUGAAGAAUCGUCCGCUCUCACGACUUUCUCGACACCGUUUGGCAGAUUCCAAUACGUCCGACUCCCCAUGGGCAUCACUCACGCCGGUGAUGAUUUUGGCAGACGAGUCUCUGACGUGUUCGACGACAUCCCCAACACACGUCGAGUCGUAGAAGACAUCCUGAUCUUUUCUUCAACCUACGAGGAACAUGUGGAAGCAGUCCGCCAAGUCUUUACCCGCGCGAAGGAGCACAGUAUUUCCCUCAAUCCUCGCAAAGUGAUUUUUGCCGAGUCAUCUGUUCCGUUCGGCGGAUUCAUUGUCGACGCGGAAGGGUUCCGCCCAGAUCCUGCUCUCCUCGGUGCGAUCUCGCAAUUCCCGACGCCGCUGAACAUUACUGACCUCAGGGCCUUUUUCGGCCUCUGCCAGCAACUAGGAAAUUUUUCCCACGACAUCGCAAGCGCGCUCGUCCCUCUCUCGCCCCUUUUGAAGAAGGGGCUCAUCUUCGAAUGGACUUCGACCCACGACGACGCCUUCAAAGCAGCACGCGCGGCCCUAUCGGCUCACCACAGCUUGGCAUUCUACGAUCCCGAUCUACCAACUUCACUCCACGUCGACGCUUCCCGUCUUAACGGCUUAGGAUUUCUCCUAAAACAACAAAGCGCCGACGCCAAGUGGAUGGUUGUUCAAGCUGGAUCACGCUUUUUGUCAUCCGCCGAAUCUCGGUACGCGAUGAUUGAGCUCGAGUGCCUGGCCGCCGCAUGGGGAAUGCACAAAUGUCGGCAAUUCCUGGAAGGACUGCCGUCCUUCGAAUUAGUCACGGAUCACAAGCCUCUCAUCCCGAUCCUCAACAACUACGCACUAGAUAAGCUGGACAACCCCCGUCUCCUCCGAUUGCGGCUCAAAAUGCAGCGCUACGCGUUUACGGCGAGGUGGAUCCUCGGAAAAGAAAAUCGUGACUCAGACGCGCUGAGCAGAGCACCUAUCGCAGCAGCUACUUCUCAGGACGAGCUGGCCGAAGGGGCGUCUUUCGUUUCUCCCAGGAUCACUAUGCUGUGUGCUAUCGACGGGUCGGACCCAACGGUCAUCGAUCCCGUUUUAGAAAAGGUGAAAGCUGCCGCCGCCACCGAUCCCGUCAUGAAGGAGCUUCGCGAGGUGAUCCUCAGCGGUUUUCCGAACGAGAAGUGCAACCUUUCGCUGGCUCUUCGACCCUUUUGGCGUGUUCGACAUCAUCUAGCCGUCGACGGAGAAGAUGGGAUGAUUGUCAUGGGAGCUCGAGUCGUCAUUCCGAAGGCGCUGCAAGGCGAUUUACUGCGUGACCUACUGAAAAUGCACCAAGGCACCACCAAACUGCGGCAACGGGCACGACUGUCCGUCUUUUGGCCCAACAUGGAUGCUGAAAUUGUAAAUCUCGCCGGCGCAUGCGAGGAAUGCACUUCUAGCCUUCCAUCACACCCGCCGGAACCUCUUCGACCUCACGAGCCAGCUUCGCGACCCUUUGAGCAGAUUCAUGCAGAUCUCUGCCAACUCAACGGUCGUCAUUUUCUCAUCCAAGUCGAUGCAUUCAGCGGCUGGCCUCAUGUCGUCUAUUUUCCGGACGCCCACAUUUCCGCCAAGAAAGUCAUCAAUGCUGUCCGGGAGCUAUUCAUCAAUAUCGGUGUACCGGUCAAAUACUGGAAUGGGGAGUCUCACUCGGAGUGUCGUCUCCUCAUUUUCCCCAGUCUAACGGCGUCGCGGAAGCCGGAGUGA
Molecule: messenger RNA, 4380 nt
Organism: Daphnia magna
Lineage: Eukaryota; Metazoa; Arthropoda; Branchiopoda; Diplostraca; Daphniidae
Exons: 6
Coding region: 229-4380 (1383 amino acids)
Molecular function (GO): nucleic acid binding; zinc ion binding
Source: RefSeq, a predicted model, not a curated record